Pomacea canaliculata is the source of this 717-nucleotide messenger RNA. RefSeq names its product low affinity immunoglobulin epsilon Fc receptor-like. Lineage: Eukaryota; Metazoa; Mollusca; Gastropoda; Architaenioglossa; Ampullariidae. The record is from RefSeq and is a predicted model, not a curated record. The transcript has 5 exons. Gene Ontology annotation, molecular function: signaling receptor activity. Bases 115 to 573 code for a protein of 152 amino acids.
AGUCGGCUAGAAAUCAUUCCACCAAUGAAGGCACCAACUCGAUCUCGGAGACCAUCCUUUAUUGGUGGAGACUAUAAAUGACCACAACAACGACUGGCGGACACACCAAGCAACAUGUCAACAUCAUCGCUGCUGCUGCUGCUGCUGUCUCUCUGUGGCUCGUGCUUCUGCUGCUGCCCAGAGUCAUGGACUCAGUUUGGAAGCUCUUGCUACAUCUACGUCCGUUCAGAUCUUUCCUGGGUGGAAGCUAAUAGUGUGUGCAAGCAGCUAGGUGGUCACCUUGUUGAAAUUAAUUCCGCCGAAGAAAACGACUUCGUUAUGAGUUUAUUAUCUAUCAACGAAGCCAGCGACGCCUGGAUCGGAAUCGACGACAUCGCCACAGAUGGCGAGUGGGUUUUGAGUUCCUCCAGAAGACCCAUGGGCUACAUCAACUGGGAUUCUGACGAACCCAACAACCACGAAGGCAAAAAGGAAGACUGUGGUUCCAUCAAGUCUAACGGCUUCUGGAACGAUGCUUUUUGCAACAGUUCUCGCCAGUAUCCAUCUGUCUGCCAGAGGUCUGCCUACAGUUGACCUGCAUGCUAUCACAAGGCGUCACUGGGCUCCUGCUGUCAACGGAUGCUAACAGUCACGUGAUCAGUCGACGGACGCCAUCUUACAAUCUUCCUUCUUCAACCACAAAUUUUCUUUGAGAAUAAAAGAAUAAUUAAAUUCCUA